Penaeus chinensis is the source of this 360-nucleotide messenger RNA. Its product is annotated as histone H3-like. The record is from RefSeq and is a predicted model, not a curated record. Gene Ontology annotation, cellular component: nucleosome. Gene Ontology annotation, molecular function: structural constituent of chromatin; DNA binding; protein heterodimerization activity. NCBI's taxonomy places the organism in Eukaryota, Metazoa, Arthropoda, Malacostraca, Decapoda, Penaeidae. The transcript has a single exon. Bases 1 to 360 code for a protein of 119 amino acids.
AUGGCACGUACCAAGCAGACUGCCUGCAAGUCUACCGGAGGCAAGGCCCCCCGCAAGCAGUUGGCCACCAAGGCAGCACGUAAGUCUGCCCUUGCUACCGGAGGUGUCAAGAAGCCCCAUCGUUACAGGCCCGGAACUGUUGCCCUUCGUGAGAUCCAUCGCUACCAGAAGAACACAGAGCUGCUGAUCCGCAAGCUGCCUUUCCAGCGUCUUGUCCGUGAGAUUGCCCAAGACUUCAAGACUGACCUCUGCUUCAAGUCCUCUGCUGUAAUGGCUCUGCAGGAGGCUUCCGAGGCUUACUUGGUUGGCCUCUUCGAGGAUAUCCAGCUUGCUCGUCGUAUUCGCGGAGAGCGCGCCUAA